This is a messenger RNA of Dreissena polymorpha, 3225 nucleotides long. RefSeq lists its product as uncharacterized. Gene Ontology annotation, cellular component: perinuclear region of cytoplasm. The transcript is spliced from 22 exons. Lineage: Eukaryota; Metazoa; Mollusca; Bivalvia; Myida; Dreissenidae. Bases 119 to 3202 code for a protein of 1027 amino acids. The record is from RefSeq and is a predicted model, not a curated record.
GGUUGUCUACCUUUGCAUAUGACGUCAUCGUAACCAGGAUUGUUUACAAAUGGCUGACAAUUAACAGUGCCUUUAUUCAAACAACUGGCGUAACAAGUUGAUAAAAACAAAUUAGACAAUGGCGUCAGGAGGACCUGAGGACUUACCGCACAAGCGGCCAGCUCCUGAUGGAGAUUCUGGGGAGGACAGCGAUAACAACAAGCCUACAAUUGUCAAGGUGACCAAGACUGAGACAAGAACUGAAGAGACUGUCAUUGAACAGCACAAAGAGGAAGAAGAAUUCAAAUAUGUGCCUCCCAAGUUUGACAGCACAUUGCCAGACCUGUAUCGCCUGCUGGACACUCUGGAGAAGGAUGAAGGAGACCUCAGUGAUCUGAGACAGCCACCGUCUCUCUUCUCAAGACCUGAACAUGUGGACAAGUACCAGAAAAUCACAAAGCUGCGUCUGGAGAUGGAGGAACAAGAGAUGGCGCCGUACCUGCACCAGUUCGAGGAGGGCGUGCGUGAUGACCUACUUAUGGUGGGCAACGUGUCCCUGGAGGAUGUUCAGGCAGAAGAGAGACAACUCCGCGAUGAGCACAUCCAGUACCUUGAGCAGGAGGCGGCGAAUGAGCGAGAGCGCCAGCAGGAACUGCUGCGUCGUGAGGAAGAUGCCAAGAAGAGAGUGGCGAUGUUCACAAAGUACCAGCGAGAGGAGCUCCAGAGGAGAGAGGAAAUGCUCCGACAGAAGGAGAAACUGCUGAUGGAAAGACUUCAUCAGGCAUUCAGGCGAGCAGAGAGUCAGCUGAUCAGUGUGUUGGAGCGCAGGAAGGGGGAGGUGAAGACUUUCUACGGUGACCUGAUGAUGACUGAGACUCAGUAUGGGGGCAGUAGAGGGCGUCGUUGGAAGGUCGACUGGAAUCUGACCCCACAGCCGGUCCAGGUCAAACUGAAGUGCCUCCGAGGGGUAAAGGACAAACUUCCGCGUGGCCGUUAUGUGAUGAUGGUGUCCCUGUACGACCGUCUGGGAGGUAACAUUCUGCGCUGGUCAAAGAUGAAGGGCCAACACUGGGGAGGGGCCACGCUUCCUGUUCACCAUGAGGGCUCAUUCUACAACGUGGAAAUGAAGCUGGACCAGUCGAUGUUCACUGUGCUGCCCCCUAAGCAGUCUCUGAAGCCUGGAAUGGUGGUCGUGUUUGAAUUGUUCCUGUUACGAGGCUCCGUAGUGACCACCGAUCGGGUCGUAGGGUGGGGCUGUUUCCCUAUAUGCGAUGCACAGUUUGACGUGAUCGAAGGAAAGUACAAGGUUCCGUUUCUGCGUGGAGAGAUGGAUCCCCACAUCGAGAUGCAUGAGACGAUCGAGAAACUGAUUUCUGACGACCUUGAUCACUGGAUGUGUAACCUGUACAUGGAGAUCGUGAAACUACCACGCUACCUGGGAGGCAUGAAGGAGUAUGAGGUUGAGCUGGAGUUCUCCUCCGCUAUGACUGCAUACCCUGACAGACGUAGGACUGGUGGGGAGGAGUAUCGGGACGGGGAGGCCCCACAGCUUGGGUCACAGAGCGACCUCAGCAGUGACAUGGGAUCUAACACAAGCCUCAACACGUCGGACAUUCCACCGGAAUAUGCCAUGCAGACCAAUCGCACAACUGCAACCACAUCCAAGGUGGACCUGGAGGAGAUCAAGAAUCCGACCAUGUUCGGGUCGCGCCGGGUUCACAAGGACAAGAAGAUGGACCUCCUACUGAUCGAGGACAGCGACCCGGAAGACAGCGACCCCGAGGACGUGAAGGCCAUGAAGAGUGAGAACGAGUUUAAAAAGGUCAAGAGGAUGCCAGGCAUGUACUACAAGAAAUAUGAGAAGAAUCCUGUGGACGCUUACCAUGACAAGCUGUUCUCCAUCCUUCCAAAGACGGCCAUCACAGAGCCCACUUACUCCCCCCGCAAACGCACGCAUCUUGAAGAGCUCGAGCAACACACUUUCUCUGUCCAACCGGCGCUGUCUGGUCUGGGUCAGCUGGCGAAGAAUGGCCAUGAAAAGAUGGAGUACAUCGGGCGCCAGUUCCUGUCCGAGCUCGGGGUCUCCCAGUGGCGUGGCAGGGAGUUCUGGGGCAUGCUCUUCAUGCUGAUCGUCGUCUUCUUCAUACGCAUCUACGUCCACUACAUCGGCCAGUGGUUCUACCUGGGCCUUAUUGGCAUACCCAUCAACAUGUUCAACUUCCUGCCGUACACUGUGGAGCUGAACUACCAGUACACGCUGCUGUCAUCGCAAGAAGAGAUCGCGGUCGUUGUUCUCGGUCCCCUCCUCAACCUCCUUGUGUUUCUACUGCUGCUGGGGCUAUGUCUGCUUGUGCGCAAAGUCGUGGGAAACUUCCCGGAUUUCGGCUGCAAGUUCAUCAUGGCGUAUGGAAUCAUGACCUUCCUUGAUCCCUAUCUGAUACUGAUUGUUGACUGUAUAUUGCUGCGCUACAAGGAUGACAGUAUCGUUCCAACAGCUGACUUCGCCAAGCUCUGGUAUCACUUCCUGCGUGUUGAAGGCUCUGGUCUUGCUGGCGUCUUUAUCACAUGUUUCCUCUACCUGGGAUUCAACUUCAUCGUUGGAGCGUUCCUUUACAUGUACUUCCUGAGAAUGCACAACAAUGGCCGCCUGCUGGACGUGUACUGGCGUCUGCGUGACAAGGAGGAGAAUUUCUUCGUCCCGUACGAUCUUGAGCUCUCCAACGAGGAGCUUCACUACAUCGUGACGAAGGCGGAGGCGUGGCGUGGGGAGGAGGGUGAGCGCAGAAAAGUCGCGGUGUUUGACUACAUCUGGCAGGAGGAGGACAUGGAGGACAGCGUGUGGAACGAGUGCACGCUGGAUGAGGACGAACACCGACGUCAGACGACCACAAGGGAGAUCACUACGCACGUCUCGAUCCACACGAUUCACCUUGACGGGCUGAGGGAACUCUACAGACAGUUCCUGCGACUCCCAGACGGGGCAGUCGUAGAGGUGUUUGGUGACAUGGCGAUCCCAGGCAUGGACAAAGACGUGAAAGACGCAAUGAAGAAGGGAACACAGGGCAUAGAGAAGCUGUUCGGCUCCCAGACCAGCCUCAGGGGCAGAAAUGUUCCUGGACGUCAGACGGUGCACACUGCAAGCGGUUUCCGUGGCGAUGUAAGACUGAAUUCCUCCGCCUCCAGCAGCGCGUCCUCGUCGCUUCCAAAAAAGAAGAUGUGGUAACAUGGUAGUCAUUUCCAUGGUGA